AUGCAAUCGCAAUCGAGUCAGUCAGUGUACAACCAUCCUGAUAGUAAUGAUAUUGGCAGCAAUGGCGUGAUUUUGUCAAAUGGAAAUGAUGUGGUGAUCGCAGAUGAUAUAUCUAACGCAGAAAAAACUUUCUAUGCCAAGGUUGAUGAUUCCAAAAACGGUUUAUCAUCGGGUAUGCGUCAGAAGACUAUGAUAACUGUAUCGUACUAUAACAAAAUACUUAAUGCAUUAAAACAAACCACAUCUGGAAAAGAAACUGGUGUAAAUAGCUAUUUCUAUGCAUGGUGUAAAAAGUUUUUCAGAGUUGAUAAUUGUGCUGUUGGUGAGUUUAUUGGAGUCAAAAUAGAUAAAGUGGACAGAACCAAUACCGAUCCAAAACUCUUACCGUGUGUUAUUAUUGAUAAAAAGCAUCAUGACGUUAAAGUUGUAGGUGUAAAUGGAAUAAUCGAUCAAUGGUGGCCUUUAGAAUCAUUAGUUCGUUUAUCUGCGGUAUCUCAAGAAUUACGUGAUUUAAAUCUCAGUGAAUUGAAAGAAAUACCACCGAUUACAGCUUCAAAGCUUUUUGUUCGUAAUGCUCUCAAUGGUGUCACUUGCUCAUGCAAAGGUGGUUGCAAAAACAAUCAAUGUGCGUGCAAGAAAAACAAAGUAUUCUGUUCGACAAAAUGCCAUA
Didymodactylos carnosus is the source of this 670-nucleotide messenger RNA. NCBI's taxonomy places the organism in Eukaryota, Metazoa, Rotifera, Eurotatoria, Philodinida, Philodinidae. The record is from the annotation of a GenBank genome assembly.